This is a messenger RNA of Gastrolobium bilobum, 3172 nucleotides long. Its product is annotated as heat shock 70 kDa protein 17. The transcript has 14 exons. Gene Ontology annotation, cellular component: endoplasmic reticulum chaperone complex. Lineage: Eukaryota; Viridiplantae; Streptophyta; Magnoliopsida; Fabales; Fabaceae. Gene Ontology annotation, molecular function: ATP binding; ATP-dependent protein folding chaperone. Gene Ontology annotation, biological process: negative regulation of hypoxia-induced intrinsic apoptotic signaling pathway; cellular response to hypoxia; endoplasmic reticulum unfolded protein response. The record is from RefSeq and is a predicted model, not a curated record. The coding region runs from base 105 to 2795 and encodes 896 amino acids.
CGGAACAUCAACACGCUCAGUCACCACUCACCUGUGCGUGCCCGUACACAUUUUCCAUCAUUUUCUCGGCGACCAAACAGCAAAUUUUCAAGUUUUGAACUUCAAUGCGAUCAAGAAUGGCGUCGCUGCUCCCGAAGGUGGCGAUAAUUCUGUCGUCUCUCGUGUUCCUCUUUUCUCCCUCGCAAUCUGCGGUCUUCAGCGUAGAUCUAGGGUCCGAGUCGCUCAAGGUGGCGGUGGUGAACCUAAAACCCGGUCAGAUUCCGAUUUCGGUCGCGAUCAACGAGAUGUCGAAGCGGAAAUCUCCGGCGCUGGUGUCGUUCCACGACGGCGAUCGGCUCCUCGGCGAAGAAGCCGCGGGUCUGGUUGCUCGGUAUCCUCAGAAAGUGUAUUCACAAGCGAGGGAAUUGAUAGGGAAACCCUACGACUUUGCGAAGAGGUUUUUGGAUUCAAUGUACUUGCCUUUCGAAGUGAAGGAGGAUUCGCGAGGUGCGGCGAGUUUUGUUGUGGAUGACAACGGCGCCGAGUACUCGCCCGAGGAAUUGGUGGCUAUGAUUUUGAGUCACGCAGUGAGUUUAGCAGAGUUCCAUUCGAAGGUUCCGAUCAAAGACGCAGUGAUAACGGUGCCGCCAUAUUUCGGGCAAGCUGAACGAAGAGGAUUGGUGCAGGCAGCACAGUUGGCAGGGAUUAAUGUUCUUUCAUUGAUAAAUGAGCAUUCUGGUGCUGCGUUGCAGUAUGGGAUUGACAAAGACUUUUCAAACGAGUCAAGGCAUGUGAUAUUCUAUGACAUGGGUUCAAGCAGUACCUAUGCUGCGCUUGUGUAUUUCUCUGCCUACAAAGGUAAAGAGUAUGGAAAGACAGUGUCAGUGAACCAGUUUCAGGUUAAGGACGUACGUUGGAACCCAGAGUUAGGUGGUCAGAAUAUGGAAUUGCGAUUGGUGGAGUAUUUUGCUAAUGAGUUCAAUGCACAAGUUGGUGAUGGAAUAGAUGUGAGGAGAUUUCCCAAAGCUAUGGCUAAACUGAAGAAACAAGUUAAACGAACAAAAGAAAUUCUCAGUGCAAACACAGCAGCUCCCAUUUCAGUUGAAUCGCUUCAUGGUGAUGUGGACUUCAGGAGCACAAUAACCCGUGAGAAAUUUGAAGAGCUCUGUGAAGAUAUUUGGGAAAAGUCUCUUAUACCUGUGAAAGAGGUACUUGAGCAUUCAGGCCUGUCAAUGGAACAAAUAUAUGCAGUGGAAUUGAUUGGAGGUGCUACCAGAGUGCCAAAAUUACAGGCUAAGCUUCAAGAGUUCCUUGGGAGAAAAGAACUUGAUAGGCACCUUGAUGCUGAUGAAGCAAUUGUUCUUGGUGCAGCUCUGCACGCUGCGAAUUUAAGUGAUGGAAUCAAAUUGAACCGCAAACUAGGAAUGAUUGAUGGUUCCUUAUAUGGUUUUGUGGUUGAGUUGAACGGUCCUGAUCUUUUGAAAGAUGAAAGCUCUAAGCAGUUACUUGUACCACGAAUGAAGAAACUCCCGAGUAAGAUGUUCAGAUCUAUUAAUCAUAAUAAAGAUUUUGAAGUUUCACUAGCUUAUGAAAGUGAACAUCAUUUGCCAACUGGUGUUACCUCUCCAGAAAUUGCUCAAUACCAAAUAUCUGGUUUGACCGAUGCAAAUGAGAAAUACUCAUCUCGAAAUCUGUCAUCCCCCAUCAAGGCAAACAUACAUUUCUCUCUUAGUAGAAGUGGAAUUCUUUCCUUGGAUCGGGCAGAUGCUGUUAUUGAAAUUACAGAGUGGGUGGAAGUUCCUAGGAAGAAUUUGACCGUAGAGAAUUCAACUAUUUCAUCAAACACAUCAGAUGAAUCUGGUGCUAGGAAUAGUUCCGAGGAAAGCAAUGAAAGUGUGCAAACUGAUAGUGGUGGGAUUAGUAAGACGUCCAAUAUUAGUGCAGAGGAGCAAGCUGCUGCAGAACCUGCUACAGAGAGAAAACUGAAAAAGAGGACCUUUAGGGUGCCAUUAAAGAUUGUUGAGAAGAUAACGGGACCUGGGAUGUCUCUAUCUAAAGACAUUCUUGAUGAAGCUAAAAGAAAAUUACAAGCACUAGACAAAAAAGAUGCAGAAAGAAAAAGAACUGCCGAGUUAAAAAAUAAUUUAGAAGGAUAUAUAUAUACUACUAAAGAAAAGAUUGAAACUCUGGAGGAAUUUGAAAAAGUUUCUACCAGUGAGGAACGCCAGUCCUUCGUUGAGAAGCUUGAUCAGGUACAAGAUUGGUUGUAUACAGAUGGUGAAGAUGCCAAUGCUACAGAGUUUCAAGAGCGUCUGGAUCAGUUAAAAACUGUUGGAGAUCCAAUUUUCUUUAGGUUAAAAGAGCUUACAGCUCGACCAGCAGCAGUUGAAUAUGCCCACAAAUACAUCGAUGAGCUGAAACAGAUUAUACAAGAGUGGAAAGCAAACAAGUCUUGGCUUCCAAAAGAACGAGUAGAUGAGGUUAUAAAUGAUGCCGAAAAGUUAAAGAAUUGGCUGGAUGAGAAAGAGGUUGAGCAAAAGAAUACAUCUGGAUUCAGUAAGCCAGCAUUUACAUCUGAAGAAGUUUAUUUAAAGGUGUUAGAUCUGCAAAAUAAGGUUGCCAGUAUUAAUAGAAUUCAAAAGCCCAAGCCUAAGAUUCAGAAGCCUAUAAAGAACGAAACUGAGAGCAGUGAACAGAACACGGAUAAUUCCAAUUCGACAUCAUCUGAUGAUUCCUCUUCAAGUGAUCAUUCCGCUGACAAUUCUGAAGGUCCAAGGGAUGAAACGGUUGAUGAGCAACUUCACGAUGAGUUAUGAUCAUCUGGGAAUGCAUGUAGGUCCAGUUUUAAUCAUCAACCUGCAAGAUUUAUAAUUAGAGGAGUAGAUUGAUAAUGCAUAGAUAAAAAGGAGGUAGUGUCAGUUUUCGGCGAGUAAGAGAGAGAUAGAGUUGAGGGAAUAUUUAUUUACUGGAUGAUGCUGAAAUUUUGAGGUUAGAUGGUUAGUACUAUAGUUGAUAAUUAAUUUCCCUUUGCUAUUUAAGGGGGGUAAGUUGUAAUUUACUGCUAUAUGAAGUAUUAUAUUUGCUGAACCACAUAAUGUGCCAGGAAAAAAAAAAAAAACUCUGUAAGACUAAGAAAUUUGCUCAAAUCAACACCUUAUAGAAAUUUUGCUCAAGUGAGCUCCCGUAUAAUUCU